AACAAAACCGCGGUUCUUUCCCUUGAUCACGUCCACGCUCUAUCUCGUGUGACCGUGACCUUCGUCAGACAAAAAUCCGCGCCGGAAUUUUCCUUUUGUGUGUUCGAAUCGCUCCACCAAAAAUUUCUCCUUUGACCUGCUUUGGAGGCUGUUUGAGCAGCGGUCUUUCUUCCUUCGUCAUUCCUCUGGGCCUCGUUGUCAUCACAGCACGCAAUCUGGAUUCAAAGGCACCCUAUAAAUCAAAAUGGCUUCCCACAACCACACCAAUGGAGUACACACUCAAAAUGGCAACGCCAGAACAACCAACGGAUUCUCGGAAGUGAACGGCCAUGUGGUGAAAUCCAAAGCCACGAAACGUCACCUUGAAGCCAACGGGGACUCCGUAGAUGGGAAAGGUACACGUACGAGGUGGCUCCAGUGUUUACUCUGAUGGAGAAGGCGGUGUUGGGAGAGAUGCUCCGGCUCAUCGGAUUCCCAGACGGGGACGCCAUCUUCUGUCCUGGUGGCUCUGUCUCCAACAUGUACGCCAUCAACCUGGCUCGCUACCAGAAGUACCCACAGGUCAAGGAGUCAGGACUCUUCGGAUUGCCCAAGUUGUGUAUUCUCACCUCAGAAAAGUUAUCUGACGAAAAAGCUCGCCAACACUGAGGGCUUCAGGCUGGUUCUGCGGGAGCCCCAGUGCACCAACGUGUGCUUUUGGUACAUCCCGCCCAGUCUGAGGGGCCAGGAGGAGACUACUGAGUGGUGGCAGAAACAGGCAAAG
Aplysia californica (California sea hare) is the source of this 763-nucleotide messenger RNA. RefSeq names its product cysteine sulfinic acid decarboxylase. Gene Ontology annotation, cellular component: cytoplasm. The record is from RefSeq and is a predicted model, not a curated record. Gene Ontology annotation, biological process: carboxylic acid metabolic process. Gene Ontology annotation, molecular function: carboxy-lyase activity; pyridoxal phosphate binding. Lineage: Eukaryota; Metazoa; Mollusca; Gastropoda; Aplysiida; Aplysiidae.